AUGUCCUGCAUUGAUCCGAAGCAUUCUUUUGACUUAGCUCGUGAAGAAUGGCGCAAACGCUUCUUGGAGGUGAAGAAAUCAACACCUCGUUUAGAAGACCACUGCGCCAAACUCAGGCAGGAGUUGGAGAAACUGGUGAAAGACAUGCUGGUUAGCGUCAAGAGCGAUCCUGAUUCUAAGCCUCACAAGCCUUCCAAAAAGACAAGCUACAAAAUUAUGAUCAUGCGCCUCGUACAAGAAGUGGAAGAUUUGAGGAGGCGACUGCAGUCAGUUGCUGUACGAUUGAAUGCAGAAACUAAGCUGAGAGCUCAAGCAGAAUUUGAAGUGAAGAGGCUUCGGCAAGAUUUGUUGCACAAGAAGACUCAAGUGACUCUUACGAGGAAGCAAGCAUCUUUUCCACAAACAUCAGAACAGUUCUUCAUCAGUGCAGUGUGAAAAAAAGUGAAAGGCUUCUACAUUUAAAGCGUUUCUUAUACGAACAAAUGGCAGUUAUUUUUCGUUAAUGACGACAUUGAGCUUCCAUGUGCUGAACAAAUAACAUUUUGUCCAGAUUCGAACAAAUAACUUUUAUCUAGAAUUGAACAAAUGUUUAAAUGAAAGAAUGGAAGAAAAGA
Uloborus diversus is the source of this 614-nucleotide messenger RNA. RefSeq names its product spermatogenesis-associated protein 1-like. NCBI's taxonomy places the organism in Eukaryota, Metazoa, Arthropoda, Arachnida, Araneae, Uloboridae. Bases 1 to 435 code for a protein of 144 amino acids. The transcript is spliced from 3 exons. The record is from RefSeq and is a predicted model, not a curated record.